AUGGGAGGCUGCCUGUCAAAGUCUGGCUUCUCAGACGACUCCAAAGGUCAGCGGCUGGACGAUGAACCAUCAUCCUCGAGACCCGCGGCGGUAGGCUCCCCUGCCAGGAGCAAAGGGCCAGACAGAGCAGCUCUGGCGGCAGCAGCAGACAAACGGCGGGCAGAAUCUGCGAAUCGAGGUGUUCAAGGCAAAGGCGGCAAGUUGAGCCAGCAAUUGGAGGACUCGAAGCGAGCUCAGCGGAAUCUGCCCGCAUCCGAGGACGCUACUCCGAAACUGACCGCUCAGGAUUGGGCAUGA
Molecule: messenger RNA, 297 nt
Organism: Mixia osmundae IAM 14324
Lineage: Eukaryota; Fungi; Basidiomycota; Mixiomycetes; Mixiales; Mixiaceae
Exons: 3
Coding region: 1-297 (98 amino acids)
Source: RefSeq, a predicted model, not a curated record